CUCUUGUGUAUGUCAUUGGGCAGUUGUUCAUGCACUGACCCACGCACAUGAAGACAAACCAGUCCACAACUUACUGCCAGUAACGAUGCGAUCUCUCGUCCUGUGCUUCUCGUUUGCACUCCAGUGCUUCGUUCUCCAAAGCGCAUCAGAGUACUCUUCCAAAUCCGAGCUGGAAUACGAAUUUGGUGACUAUCGUGGCAAGUUCUGUAUCAACGAUCAAGGUUUUGUGUAUGGCAUCGGAGAGGUUUAUUAUCCGAGCUCCACAGCGUGUCCCUGCACCUGCACAGAGGAUGGACCGGUGUGUGUCAGACCCAAGUGCCCGCGUAUACACCCGAGAUGCACGCGCAUCAAAUACAAGUCGUGCUGUCCCGUGUGUGAAGCUAUCAGUAAAGUUUGUGUGUAUGGAGGCAAAACUUACAGAUUGCUGGAGGAAUUUAGGUUGUCACCCUGUGAGCGUUGCCGGUGUGAAGUCAACAGAGAAGUUUACUGCACCAUAUCCGGCUGUCCUGCCUUACAUUGUGUAAAUCCUGUAUACGAACCCAACCAUUGCUGUCCUGUGUGCAAAAGCGGGCCAAACUGCUUUGCUGGAAAUCGCGUGAUCUCAGCUGGAGAGCGUGUGGAGAUUGAUGAGCAGACGGUGUGUUUCUGCACAUACCAGGAUGGAACGUGGCAGGCGCACCCUCACGCUACCUGUGAGGAGCGCCAGCGAGACAAUGAAGCCACUGACUCCGACAACACAUCCAAGCAGAUGGAGGAGCAGGAGAAGGAGAAGGAGAAAGAGAGAGUGUUCUCACCCAGGCUGGAUGCCAUCCCAUGAAGGGAAGUGUGCCUGGCACCAGCUCUCCUGACGGGCAGGAGGUGAUGCAGAGCACAUGCAGUGUCUGUGCCCAGGGUGAACA
This is a messenger RNA of Rhinichthys klamathensis goyatoka, 899 nucleotides long. RefSeq names its product von Willebrand factor C domain-containing protein 2-like. Gene Ontology annotation, molecular function: protein binding. The transcript has 3 exons. The record is from RefSeq and is a predicted model, not a curated record. Gene Ontology annotation, biological process: negative regulation of BMP signaling pathway. The coding region runs from base 86 to 817 and encodes 243 amino acids. Gene Ontology annotation, cellular component: AMPA glutamate receptor complex. Lineage: Eukaryota; Metazoa; Chordata; Actinopteri; Cypriniformes; Leuciscidae.